Messenger RNA from Lactuca saligna, 315 nucleotides. The record is from the annotation of a GenBank genome assembly. NCBI's taxonomy places the organism in Eukaryota, Viridiplantae, Streptophyta, Magnoliopsida, Asterales, Asteraceae.
AUGGAGCCAAAGGUUUCCAUGUCUUUCUUUAAGGAAUUUUCUUCUCUGAGGACCCGUUCAAGUGUUAGCCAAGGUUGUAGAGAUCACAUUCGUGAUAUGUAUAAGAUUAAGCAUAUGGAAAAUAUAGUUCUGGGCCAAGAGAUCAUUUUGUGGUUUAAUAAAAAUAAGGUGUUGCACUUAGAGAAUCGUAUUCUGCAUGAUGAGUUCAAGAAGAUAUCUGAUCUGAUUAAACCGUUUGUGGUUUUGUCUGGAGAAGUUGCUCAUAACAUGCAAUUGUUUCGUGAUCAACAUGAAGCUUGUGGAAAAAGUUUUUGA